AAAAACAUAACUAAGGCUAGUUAAACGGCUUUUCUUAUAGUUAACCGGGACUUCGCUAAUUCCAACGGCUGAGUCACCGGCCAAGAGGCAACGAGGUUAUCGGAGGAUAGUAUUGAUUUUUAUACAAGACAGAGAGCUCCCGCGCAUCGUGUGGGUCGAACAGGAAACGAGAACAAGCUAAAAGCGGCGAAAACAUAGCAGUCGCGUCAGGCGCAACAAGCACUUCUAACAAGACAAAUGCAUGAAUAGCAUCUAGAACGCUGCGCACAAUGAAAGAUGCCGACUGCUCGCAAUUCCACCACACAACCUACAUAUGACUUCAUCUCUGGUACAUCGCCGUCUCCGUCACCACCUCAGGCGACGAUGGGGUUGCUCGGCCAGUCACAGAUCGCUAAGUCUGGUUUGUUUUUGAACAUUCAGACCAAGGCGAAUCUCCGUAUUGACAAUCCAUACUAGAUAAUAUGAACGAAGACUUGCGCGCUCAACUCAAGGCGCUGCAGUACGAGCUGGAGACCAUUAAGCAGGACAAGGAAUUCACCGAGCUUCGACACCAAAAAGAGCUUAGGGAUGCGCAGAAGCAAGCGGAAGCUGAUUUCAAACGCGCGAACGAUAUUGAAAGCACAAAAAAUGUCACAUUCGCCAGAUACGAGGCGUUGGAAAAGGAGUUCAAGGACACUCAGGACCGGUUUACCAACGAAAAGCAUGACCUCGAGAAGCAAUUACGUGCGAUGCAGGAGCAAAAUAGGAUACUUACUGAGGAAGUAGACGAAUCCCAAACGGAGUUGGCGUCUCAGGAUCGGCAGAACCAAUACAAAUACAACGAAUUGGAAACGAAAUAUUCUGCCCUCUCAAGGACGCUCGAAGGUCUUCGCACGGACUUUGGCGCAAAUGCUUUACUACUUCAAAAUGCACAGCAAAAGAUUUCGGAGCGAGAAAUUGAGAUUGGUGAGAUGGAAAGUGAGAAUAUUCGCCUCAGGGCUCAGGGCGGCGAUACCGAGACUUUGGCUGUCAUCAAGCGUGAGUUAUCAGAACAAAUCGCGCAUAUCAAGAAGUUAGAGUCGACAAACCGAGAGCAUCUUUCCGAGCUGAAGCAUUUUCGCAAAAUGCACAAGAGCGUGGAGGUGGUAGAGGAAGAGAAACGUGUCAUGGAAAGCAAACUAAACAUGAUGGAGGACUUGCGCCGAGAACUGAGCCAAACCCAGCUCCAAAAGCAGAUUUUAGAAGACGAACGCAGAUCGUGGACUACUUAUUUACAAGACGAGAGCAAUGGGGACCAAGAAAUUGCAUUUGAUACACCAGUGGAGCUUGCCAGAUGUCUGGUGCAAUUGCGACUAGACAACGCUUCGCUCCUAGACAGAAUUGGUGCUAUCAAGGCCGAAGCCCUGGAACGGGAAGAGGCUGCAAAAAGGUUGGAACAAGAGCUUUCCAAAACCAAAGACGAACUGAAAGAAGCCCGAGAGAACGCCCCAGCUGGCAAUAGCCGUAUGAAAAGCCGACUUGAACGGCAGAGGGUUUUGGCAGUAAAGGAAGUCGAGUACCUCCGAGCUCAGUUGAAAAUGUUUGACACAGAAGAGACAACCAUGCAACCGGAAAAUUUUGACGAGCACAAGACAGCUCGAAUCCAGGAGCUUGAAGAUCUCGUAGAUCAAUAUCGCAAUGAACUUCAAGGCAUGAAUGACGCGCUGGCAAAGCGGGAAGAAGAUACCGUUCGAAGUGACUCUGCAGGUAUAAAGCGGACCCGGCAAGAAGAGCCGGACGAAAGAAUAGGCGAACUCUUUCGCAAGAAUCGCAAAUUACAAGAUCAAGUCUCUGAGCUUAGCAAAUCUCUUGCCCUUGCCCAGAAAGACCUCGAGGUUUCAAACUCCCAGCUGAAUGUGGUCCAUGAGUCAUCUCGCACACGGAUACUUGAGCUGCGAUCCAACCCGACUACUGAGGCACAGAAUAUCAAACUUAGUACCUUGAAGACCUUGAAAGACGAGAAUAGGGCUUUACUUGCUCAAUUAGAAAGCAGACAGGAGCCAAUUCAGGUGGUCCCAUUCAGUACUCUUGAAAGUGCCCGCAUGGAUAUUCGAGAUUUGCAAAUAUCGAUAGCAGAUAAGGAGAAACGUAUGAUGCGUCUCAAAGAAAUCUGGACGGCAAAGAGUCUUGAAUUUAGAGAAGCCGUCGCGAGUAUCUUAGGCUGGAAAAUGGAUUUUAUGCCCAACGGGCGGGUUCGGGUCACAAGUAUGUUCUAUCCCAGCGACGACGAUGAAGAUGAGAAUAGCAUCAUAUUUGAUGGAGCGAACGGCACGAUGAAGAUCUCAGGCGGUCCAAAUAGCGAUUUCGCCCUCGAGAUUCGAAACUUGAUCAAGUUUUGGGUGGAGGGCCGCAAGGAGAUUCCUUGUUUCCUUGCAGCCAUGACCUUGGAAUUUUACGAGAAGACUACGAGAGCUGCCAGGAUGUAGCAAGGACUCUCUGAGUGCUAUGGCAGCUAUUUGGAUUUCACGGUCUUAUACUUUGCAGCAAGUUUUGAUUGUCCUAUUUUCAUAAGUACUUAAUCUUCACUAAAAAAUUAAAUGCAAU
Xylona heveae TC161 is the source of this 2562-nucleotide messenger RNA. RefSeq names its product putative M protein repeat protein. The transcript is spliced from 4 exons. The coding region runs from base 462 to 2444 and encodes 660 amino acids. Gene Ontology annotation, biological process: mitotic spindle assembly checkpoint signaling; attachment of mitotic spindle microtubules to kinetochore. The record is from RefSeq and is a predicted model, not a curated record. Lineage: Eukaryota; Fungi; Ascomycota; Xylonomycetes; Xylonales; Xylonaceae. Gene Ontology annotation, cellular component: nuclear envelope; kinetochore; mitotic spindle.